ACCAAUCAGUGGCCUCGAUACUCAACGACAGCAACAAGCGGCUUUCUGAAAAUUAGUGUUGUUUCUGACUGAAAGAUUCGCGAAUGAUUUGAUGUUUUUUUUUUAUGAUGUCAUGAUGUUUGUUGCUGUUUUCUGUCAGGUCUGAACUGCGACAGACAAACGUGUCGGUGCGAUAGAUAACGUUAGCGUCUACUUUAGCAUGUAGCAUUUAGCAUUACGUGUAUGUGCUUAGUGAGCACACUGAGAGCUCGAGUUUGACAUAAAUCUUUAUUACUAUAUAUAUUUUUUUUAAUUUCCCGACAAAGUUUGGUGAGUUAACAACAGUUCACCGUCUUAUCAAGUAACGCACCACGUCACAUCCGGUCUUUAUCGCGCGCACUUCUUGUACACAGUUGCAUGAUUAUCUGUAUUAAAGGUAAAAUUCUCCCUGAAACACAACGACACGUUUGUGUUGUAGUUUUUUCCGCUUUACCGCACAACUGCAACACCGGCCCGAGUUUGUUGUUGUUUGUUUUAUUCCUGUGUGAGAAGCCAGAGGUUGUGUGUCGUGAUGACGUCACGUGGGGACACCAGAAGUCCCCAGUGAUGUUUAGUAAAAAAGAGAAAACACAAAUCAACAAGUUUGUCCUUUUAAAUCUCAUACUUUUAUCCUAUUGCAUGUCAGUUUGUAGCACGGAAUUAAAAUUCUGAUUCCCCAAAGGUUUGAGACGUCAUGGCGUAUCCUCCGAGUAAGCGACACAGAGGACCGAACAGCGAAGAUCUACCUGGGACAGACGCCUUCGGGGACGAAGAAGACUUUACGCAGGACGACUUGGAGGAAAUCGACAUCAUCGCAUCACAGGCCAUCACAAGAGACGUUCAAGCCACAAGCAGCAAGAGAGGAUUUGCAUCCAUUGCUGUUUAUCCAGAGCAGAACAAAGCACCUAUAAGAGAAGGCAGGAAAACCUUCACCAUUGGAAACAGCCAUCCUGGCAGCAGCAUGACUAACAGCAAGGAAGCCAAAAGAAAUGAUACUUCUGGAAAUGGCCAAGAAAGAGAUGAACUCUACUACAGCUGUCUGGAAGCACAGCAAGCAGAGUUAAAGAGAAAGCUGAAGGAGGUAGAGGAGCAGAUUCUGAUGAAGAACGGUGAAAUCCGUGUUCUGCGAGACUCCCUCAGACUGGCCAAUCAGGAGAAGGAGCAGCAGAGGCAGACUCACCUCCAGCUGGACAGAGAUAAAGCUCUUAUCCAGAGUGAAAAAGAGAAGGAACUUUCAAAGAAGGUGGAGUCUUUAAAAUCCGAGUUGCACUUUAAGCAAGCUGAGAUGAAUGAGAUGAGGAUUAAACUGCAGAGUUCUGAGCGUGGUGUGAAGGUCGUUGGCACGCCUGUUAGAAACAGUGUGAACUCCCCCGGAAGCCGAGCGUUUGUGAGUAAGGAGUCCUUCUCUGCUGACCUGCCUGUAAAACCAUCAGCUGCUAAAAGCCAGCACACGGAGGGUGGGAAACAAAACCAAGAGAAAAUUGAUAAAAAACACAUGAAAUCAGCUGCAACCCGGGAUGCAGACGGGAUUCAUCAAAAAGGACCUGUAUUAUUGAAUCUGCUGCUUCAGCACCCUUUGGAGCCAAGCUCUUUAGGCCUUUGUCAUUUGCUGUGCAUCAGUCCAGAUGCUCUGCCUGCCAUAUUCACCCAGUCAGACUACACUAGUCCCACAUCUUCAGUUGGUUCCAGCACGUCCUCUACAGAUACCCGGCUGCUCCACCAGCCUCGAGUGCACUUCUAUCAGCAUCAGAGUCUGGCUAUGUCAGGACUGGCCAUGCUAACACACUGUGCUCCCACUCAGUUCCUUAGAAGGUCCUGCCCCCCUGCUGUCCAUCUCCUUCCUUUACUUCACUACCACAUUAGCCUUUACUGCCAGACCCUUGAGACCCUUGACAGGUCAGGAAAGAGUCCACUUCAAUCCGGUGCACUAUCAGGAGCCUCAGACAGCAGCUCUGCUUCCACAGUCGAGGAGUCUUUAGGUGCUCAAGAGGAGUUUGCCUUGGCGGCUAUAAAAGCUCUUUAUCACAUUGUGUGUGAAAGCAGUGAAGCCGUAAACUCUGUUCUGGCUGGUCAAGAGGGAAAGGAUUCAGAAAAGCCCAGUGAAAACCUACUCCGGCAACCUCAGAGUACUGUUCAAGGCAGCACCGUAGAGAACGCCUGUGAUGAACUGCAGUCACACAGUCCUCUGCUUAAGAAGCUCUUCCAGUUGGUGGAUUUAAAGUUUGUCAUUAACGCGAGUCAGAGAAAAGCUGUAGUGAACUGCUGUCUCAGGACUCUGUGUGCACUGGCAGAGAGAGCCGAGGAGAGCCAACUGUGGAGAUUGCAGGCGGUGUUGGCAAAUCAGACUGUGACCCAAAACCUGUCUCUGGAAUCUCCAUACAGCACCAUGUGGCUCUUUGUGAGAUUAGUGGCACUUCUGUUGGAUUGUGACAAAAUAGUGAACAAGCUUUGCUCUCAUAACUAUGUUUGCCCAUUUGUACGACUUUUCCAGUAUGUGACCUCCAGAUCAAAUAAAGUCGUUACUGAAGACAUGUGGUCACGUUUGGAAGUUGAGGUUGUCCGAUUGCUGUCCAAGCUGUUUAUGCAGAAGACAUCAACAUGGGCUGCUCUCAGUGCUGAAUCCAACUGCCCCUGCAGCAGUGAGGUUGUCCGGACGGUGGUGGUGGUCUUACACAGACAGUGGCUUAGUAUCAAAGGCCAGGAGAAGCACGUAGGUGGUGUUCAGACGUGGACGACUCCAGGUGUUCACUCACUGAGGGAGUCUCUGCUGUUACUGCACUGGCUCCUCCUCAAUGACUCAUCUUUCUCCAUACACUGCCUGGAUGUGUUGCACAUGUACCAUCAGGUCAUCCCUGCCAUCAGAGACACACUCCGUAGGAUCCCUGACCUCUCAGAGAGCGAAGAACUGGCUAUAGAGGAGAUCUGUCGACCAGAUGCAGAGGAAGUGGAAGAUAUGGAUAUGGACGCAGGUUCUUGACCAGAAGGGAGGAUUUAGAAUGCUGACAAGCAUCCAAGUGUUUCUUUUGGUUGUCUUUUGUCUGUGUGUUUGUCUGUUAAUUUUCACCACUAUCCUUAAUUAAAGCAAACUUAAAGUGCA
Molecule: messenger RNA, 3115 nt
Organism: Tachysurus vachellii
Lineage: Eukaryota; Metazoa; Chordata; Actinopteri; Siluriformes; Bagridae
Gene: atrip
Product: ATR interacting protein
Exons: 14
Coding region: 713-2995 (760 amino acids)
Biological process (GO): DNA damage checkpoint signaling; DNA repair
Source: RefSeq, a predicted model, not a curated record